AUGACUAUCAAUGUGUUGAUUGUGGGAGCGUCUCGUGGCAUUGGCGCGGAGCUUGCCAAACAAUUCGCCGCGGUCCCAAAAUACAACGUCAUUGCGGCAGUUCGUACCUUACCUACAGACACCAAUGCAGACAUCAGUUCGAAUUACGGGCGUAUCCAAUUAGAUCAGACAUCCCCAGAGUCAGUGGCCGCCGCGGCCAAACAUGUCGACUCGGUCGAUAUCCUGAUCCUCAACGCAGCAAUUGGAGGUGAAGAGUACAUGGCAACCACGUCGGACGAGCGACUCCUGGAAUAUCUCGCAAGUAAUGUUGUUGGCCCUCAUCGAGUCAUUAGAGAAUUCUUGCCAGCAUUGAGAAAAGCAUCGGGGUCUUUGGCGAGACAAGUCGAAGCACACCCAGGCUUUGCAGGCCCUUAUUCGGUCAGCAAAGCAGCGGGAAACAUGUUGGUGGUGCAGUAUCAGAACGAACUUCGAGGCGAGGGAAUUUGUGUGGCAGCUUUGCAUCCUGGCUGGGUUGCAACGGACAUGGGCAAUUCGGCGGGUGAUGGGGGAAUGCCAGUGGCUCAAUCUGUGGAAGGCUUGAAGAAGGUUAUCUUGGGGCUGAAGCUUGAGAGUGAUGUAAAGUAUCUGAAUUAUGAUGGCACUCCUAUACCAUGGUAG
This is a messenger RNA of Clonostachys byssicola, 657 nucleotides long. NCBI's taxonomy places the organism in Eukaryota, Fungi, Ascomycota, Sordariomycetes, Hypocreales, Bionectriaceae. The record is from the annotation of a GenBank genome assembly.